Messenger RNA from Zophobas morio, 1240 nucleotides. RefSeq names its product antichymotrypsin-2-like. The coding region runs from base 5 to 1156 and encodes 383 amino acids. The record is from RefSeq and is a predicted model, not a curated record. Lineage: Eukaryota; Metazoa; Arthropoda; Insecta; Coleoptera; Tenebrionidae. Gene Ontology annotation, molecular function: serine-type endopeptidase inhibitor activity. The transcript is spliced from 4 exons.
CACAAUGCAAUUAAUCGUGUUGCUUUUAACACCAGUAAUUUUGACAAAUGCUGCAGACCUCAACAGCUUAGUACCAGGAAAUGUUGCUUUUUCCGGAAAUAUGUACUAUUAUGUUAAGCAUCGGCAACAACAGGGACCUUAUCUUUUGGCUCCAUUUUCUGUUCAAGCCGUUAUGGGUCUAACGGAAUCGGGGGCUAAAUAUGUGACUGCCCUAGAAAUCAGAGACAUAGUGUUUUAUAUACACAACACUGACGACAUAGAAGAGGCAAUGGAAGAUGCUUUGUCCACAAUUCCAGCAACCAUAACAACGACAAUGUUUUCGGAUCCUGCUGUCGCAAUAACAGAUCAAUUUAAAGAAAUCGAAUGUACCAGCUACCUAGGUACUUUAAAGAAUAUGGAAUUCGUCGAUGCUGAAGUCGCCGCCUCAAACUUGAACGACUGGGUUGACGAGCAAAGUAACAAUCACCUCCACUCUAGUUUUUCUAGUACUGAUUUUAAUGAUACUACAGCAAGUGUUAUAGUGAACACUUUACUCAUGAAGAGCACCUGGGCGAAUCCUUUUCCCGCAGAUCGAACCGUGCUUUCAAAUUAUACUUACUACUCCGAUUCUACCUCGAAACCUGUAACCGGAAGUGUAUACAUGAUGACCCAAGAACCUCUUUUGUAUAACUAUUUCGAAAGCACGGAGUUUGAUGCAACAUUUUUGGAAGUACCUUUCGAUGAUCCAGAUACCACUUUGACUAUUGUACUUCCUAAUGCUUGGAACGGCCUUCCCAAUCUCGAGUCCUCUAUCAGCAAAGUCAUAACAGCUCCAAAGUACAUACAAAGGCCUGUACAAUUCUCAUUUCCUCGUAUUGAGACAUUGGAUGGCCCCUGGUCGCUUAAGCAGACCUUGCAAGACAACUUUGCUAUUAGAUUGGCUUUUUCUAACACGGCCGAUUUUAGUGGUAUCGCGGGUUAUCCAGGAGAUCUUGUAGUUAAUGAUGUAUUGCAGAGUGCUUUCAUUGGCUUUAACGAAGACGGAUUCGAAGCAGCUUCUGAGGCUGCUACAACGAUCCAGUCGUUCCCCGCCCGCACUUUCGAAGUGAACCAUCCAUUUUUGUUUUAUAUCAAAUAUAAAGGAAUGGUUCUUUUCGUAGGCAGAUUUAUUUAUUAAGCUUUUGUAAGAGAAGGUGUUGAUUUUUCACUAGCUACAUUAUUGUUUAAAUUUGAAACUGAAUAAAUGUUUCUAUGUAUACUA